AUGGUUGACAAAGAAAAAAAUGAAAUAAUUAGUUUUCUAUCAAAAGCACCAUCAAAUUUAACUGUUGAUGAUCUGGAUGAUUUUUGUUCAUUAGCUAAUCAUUAUGCAUCAAAUACACCGCAAUCAUUUCGCAAAGAAUUCUAUUCAUGCUUAUUCAGCGAAACAGAUCGAUCAUUUUCUCAAAAAGCUUAUUCCAUUUAUCAAGCAUUAUGUUUACCUGUUUUCGUUCAAGAAUUACUUCAAGCAAAUCAAUUAGGCGGAACGGCAGGUGUCAGAUAUUUUAUUGUUGAUUGUCGACCAGCUGAACAAUAUAAUUCUAAACAUCUUUAUACAGCAUUUCAUCUUGAUGCAAAUCUUUUACUCGAAGAUCCAAAAGAAUUUGCUGGAACUGUAGAUGCUCUUUUUGCUACACAAAGACAUGCAAUUGAUGCUGGUUCAGCAGCAGCUGGUGAACAUCUAUGUUUUAUAGGUUCAGGUCAUGAAGAAGAAGAUAAAUAUGUACGUAUGGUUGUGGCUUACUUUUUACGACGAAAUACAAAAUAUGUUAGUAUUGCUUCCGGUGGUUAUGAAAUUCUUGCUAAAGCUAUCGAAGAUCCAUCAAUGUUAAUUCAACCCCAACAAAGUAAAAUCUCAACAGCAGUACAAGACUCACUAUCUCUUGGAUCAACACUUAAACAUAAUAUUGUAGAAAAAUUACCUGUAAUUAAUACACAAACAACUUCAUUAAUCAAUAUGAUAUCCAGUGCAGUUAAAACAAAAUCUAUUGAAGUAAAAGAUAAAGUUAAAGAUUAUAUAACUCAUACAUCAUCAGCUGAUUCAUCUAAUUCAAUACCUAAACAUGUAAGUAAGCAAGAUAAAGUUAGUAAACUUUACCGACAAAAUCAACCAUCAGUUUUUUCACUCGAUGAAGAAGAAGACGAUGAUGGAACAACUUCAUCUUCUCGACAACAUGGAACAUCUGAACUUGUUGAUAUUGAAUCAUGGUUUCUACGUAGCGAUCUCUUGUAUAAAUAUGAAUGCGAACAUUUCGAUGAAAACGAUAAAACACAUCCAAGUCUUUUAUUAGUAUCAUCAACACAUUUAUAUAUAUUACGAAAAUUACUUGAACAUAAAACAAUGGCAAAUCUUGUUGCACGUCGUCCAUUGAAUAUAAUAUCAAAAAUAACAAGUAAAAAAAAUUUUCCUGAAAUCAUAACAUUUCGUUAUGCAGCAAACCAAAUUGAAGAAGAAGAACAAGAAAAAGCUGUUAAAUCGAAUAUGAAAAAUAAUAAAACAAAAAUUCCAAUUGAUUGUGAUAAAGUUUAUAUACCUGAUGCAGGUGAUGCUAUAAAAAAUAUCAAAAUAUUAAUUAUGAAAGCAUUAAAUUUAUUUGAAAUCUCGAAUGAAAAUUGCUAA
Molecule: messenger RNA, 1395 nt
Organism: Rotaria sp. Silwood2
Lineage: Eukaryota; Metazoa; Rotifera; Eurotatoria; Philodinida; Philodinidae
Source: the annotation of a GenBank genome assembly